UUGCCCCCGUAAUUUACCCCAUUCAGAACCCUCUAGAACCAUUUAACAUCUACCCUCAAUCCCUCUAUAUAAACCCUCUCACCCUCCAUUUUCCACACGCAUUAAUCACAUCACUCACAUUUGCGAUACCCCCCUUGUUUAAAAAAGCUUGAUUUGUUCGAUUCACAAUGGAGGCUGAUUUUGACUUUUCAGCAGCUGGUGCGAUGAACGAUGAAAUGAUGGAUGAAACGCCGUCGUAUGAUGCUCCUUUGAAGGUUGGAGAAGAAAAAGAGAUCGGUAAUCAAGGCUUGAAGAAGAAGCUUCUUAAGGAAGGUGAAGGUUGGGACACUCCUGACAAUGGCGAUGAGGUCGAAGUUCAUUAUACCGGAACAUUGCUUGACGGAACGCAGUUUGAUUCGAGUCGUGAUAGGGGGACUCCGUUUAAGUUCACUCUAGGUCAAGGCCAAGUGAUCAAGGGAUGGGAUCAAGGAAUCAAAACAAUGAAGAAGGGUGAGAAUGCACUUUUCACCAUUCCUGCUGAGCUUGCAUACGGCGAGUCGGGUUCGCCUCCAACCAUCCCUCCAAACGCAACCCUCCGGUUCGAUGUGCAACUGCUAUCCUGGCUCAGUGUUAAGGACAUUUGCAAAGAUGGUGGAAUCUUCAAGAAGAUUCUAAACAAAGGAGAGAAGUGGGAAAACCCUAAAGACCUUGAUGAAGUUUUAGUGAAUUACGAGGUUCGACUCGAGGAUGGGACGUUGGUUGCAAAAUCAGAUGGAGUAGAGUUCACUGUUCAAGAUGGACAUUUUUGCCCUGCGCUGUCGAAGGCUGUGAAAACAAUGAAGAAAGGAGAAAAGGUUUUGCUUACGGUUAAACCUCAAUAUGGAUUCGGGGAGAAGGGGAAACAAGCUUUGGGUAACGAAGGUGCCAUUCCUGCAAAUGCGACACUACAAAUAACAUUAGAGCUUGUUUCAUGGAAGACGGUUUCCGAUGUUACGAAAGACAAAAAGGUUAUGAAGAAGAUUUUAAAAGAAGGAGAAGGAUACGAACGUCCUAACGAAGGAGCUGUUGUUCAGGUGAAAUUGAUUGGUAAGCUGCAAGAUGGCACCGUAUUCAUUAACAGAGGUUAUGAUGAUGGGACCGAGCUCUUUGACUUUAAGACAGACGAAGAGCAAGUAAUUGACGGGCUCGAUAAAGCUGUUAUGACGAUGAAGAAAGGGGAAGUAGCCAUUCUAACAAUCGCACCAGAAUAUGCCUUCGGUUCUACAGAAUCCAAGCAGGAGUUGGCAGUGGUCCCUCCGAACUCCACUGUGAUUUACGAAAUCGAGCUCAAUUCCUUCAUUAAGGAGAAAGAAUCAUGGGAUAUGAACACUCAAGAGAAGAUCGAGGCAGCUGGUAAAAAGAAGGAAGAAGGGAACUCGUUGUUCAAGGCUGGUAAAUAUCUCAAAGCAUCAAAGCGAUACGAGAAGGCUGUUAAAUACAUCGAAUACGAUACUAGUUUUGAUGAUGAGGAAAAGAAGCAAGCUAAGGCGUUGAAGGUGUCGUGCAACCUCAACAACGCGGCGUGUAAAUUGAAGUUGAAGGAGUACAAACAAGCAGAGAAGCUCUGCACCAAGGUGUUGGAAAGUGAUAGUGGGAAUGUGAAGGCCCUGUACAGGAGGGCUCAAGCCUACAUUCAUCUUGCUGAUCUGGAUCUGGCAGAACUCGACAUAAAAAAGGCGCUUGAAAUCGACCCUGAUAACAGGGAUGUGAAGCUGGAGUAUAAGGUGCUGAAGGAGAAGAUGAAAGAAUACAACAAGAAGGAUGCUAAAUUUUAUGGAAAUAUGUUUGCUAAACUUGGGGUCCUUGAUUCUAAGAAGACGGCAGCAGCUCCAAUGGCCAUAGACAGCAAGGCAUGAUAAUACAAGGAAGGAUGUUUGCAUAAGUGUCCUUUGUUUGGUUGUUUUGUGUUUGUUAUAUGAUGUUUUGUUCUUCCUUAUUAGUUGUGAAUAAUAAUGAGAUAGUGAAACAACCCGUUAUAACUACUUUUUCAUUUUUACUUCU
This is a messenger RNA of Helianthus annuus (common sunflower), 2019 nucleotides long. RefSeq names its product peptidyl-prolyl cis-trans isomerase FKBP62. Bases 168 to 1874 code for a protein of 568 amino acids. The transcript is spliced from 12 exons. The record is from RefSeq and is a predicted model, not a curated record. Gene Ontology annotation, molecular function: protein binding; peptidyl-prolyl cis-trans isomerase activity. NCBI's taxonomy places the organism in Eukaryota, Viridiplantae, Streptophyta, Magnoliopsida, Asterales, Asteraceae.